AUGCUUGAAGCUGUUCACAGAGAAUUCAACAUUAAAGACAAGCUUACUCUGACAACUACCGAUAACGGUUCUAACUUUAUCAAAGCCUUUAGUAUAUUCACGGAAGUUCAGAGAAGCAUCCAGGAAUACAGAGCUGAGGAAGAGGAGGAGGAAGACGAUGAGGAUGAGGAAGAUCAACCUGUCUUCAUUAAUCUCACAGAGAUCCUGGCGGAAACACAGGAAGAUUACAGCCUUCCUCCACACCAGCGCUGUGCCUGCCACUCUCUAAAUCUUGUUGCCACCAGAGACAUUGAACACGCAUUGACCCAGUCAGAGACAUUCAAGAGAUUAUCGAGAUCAACGCUUGCCAAAUGUCAGGCUCUCUGGAACAAGCAACACAGGAGCACUCAAGCCUCUGACACCAUUCAAGAGAAGCUAGGAUGUCAGCUGAUAGUGCCCAUUUUAACCAGGUGGAACUCCACUUACCAUGCCAUGGAGCGCUUGAAUACUUGUAUCCUCACAAAAGAACAAGAAUUCUAUGAAGUCUGUGAGAAGCUGCAGGUGGCACGAUUCAAGUCAACAGAAUUCACAUUCAUACAGGAAUACGUGAAGGUUAUGACGCCUUUGGCCAAGGCUCUUGACGUCUUACAGUCUGACCGAAUGGGCUUCUCGGGAGUGUUGGUGCCAACCAUCUCAAUUCUACUUGAAAGGAUGGAAGAGAUGAAGAGGGAGUGCCGGCUUCAUCACUGCAACCCCAUGGUAGAUGCGAUCAUCAGUGGGAUUAAGAAAAGAUUUGAGUACAUUUUUCAAGAUACCAGGUUGCUCAGAGCCUCUGCAACUCAUCCGAUGUUCAGACUGACCUACAUCCCGAGUGACAAGAAGGCUCAAGUUGUGUCAGACCUGAAAGUAGAGGUACACCUGCUUCAAACCCAGCCUUCAGGUCACAGGCAAACAGAAGAUGACAACCUAGCUGAUUAUGUUGAUGAGGUAACGGGAUACUUCCCAUCACUGAGAUCAGCCACAGAGCUGAAUGUAGUAGACACCCUGACCUGGCUCCAGACUCCUGGACCUCUGAGCCUGCCUGUUCUGAAGUAUUUACCUGACCUGCCUUGGGCCUCCUGCAUGUUCUCUGGGGCUGCAACAUCUGGGACACUCUGGGCCACACCCACCGCAUCUUGUUGGCAGCCCACUGGCUGGAUCCUACCUCCUUCUCUGGCUGUGGACUGA
Molecule: messenger RNA, 1206 nt
Organism: Cyprinodon tularosa
Lineage: Eukaryota; Metazoa; Chordata; Actinopteri; Cyprinodontiformes; Cyprinodontidae
Exons: 3
Coding region: 1-1206 (401 amino acids)
Source: RefSeq, a predicted model, not a curated record